GGACGGGGGGCGGGGGGCGGGAGGGGAGCGGAGACCGCCCCCGUUGCCCAUGAGGAGGCGCGAUGCGGGCGGCCCGGGCCCCAGACGCCUCGCUGCUCUACAUUCACGCCGCGCUGCUCGUCUACUUCAGCUAUGCCAGCCUCUUCCUGGUGGAGGCGGACAGUCCCUCCGCCCCGGUCAACGUCACCGUGAAGCACCUGAAGGCCAACUCGGCCGUGGUGAGCUGGGACGUUCUGGAAGACGAGGCGGUGAUUGGAUUUGCCAUCUCUCAGCAGAAAAAGGACGUGAGGAUGCUCCGCUUCAUCCAGGAAGUGAACACGACGACGCGGUCGUGCGCGCUGUGGGACCUGGAGGAGGACACGGAGUACAUCGUCCACGUGCAGGCCAUCUCCAUCCAGGGCCAGAGCCCCGCCAGUGAACCGGUCCUCUUCAAGACCCCCCGCGAGGCCGAGAAGCUGGCCUCCAAGAACAAAGACGAGGUGACGAUGAAGGAGAUGGGGAGCAAGGACCAGCAGCUGAGGACGGGGGAGGUGCUCAUCAUCGCCGUGGUUCUGUUCAUGUGGGCGGGAGUCAUCGCCCUCUUCUGCCGGCAGUACGACAUCAUCAAGGACAAUGAGCCAAACAACAACAAGGAAAAAGCCAAGAGUCCGUCGGAGAGCAGCACCCCAGAGCACCAGGGUGGGGGCCUUCUGCGCAGCAAGUUUCCCAAACAAAAGCCCUCGGUGAACAUCAUUGAAGCAUGACUGCCUGCCUGCCUGCCUGCCUUCCUGCCUGUGGGAGAAGGCCUCCCCGCUCCCCUGCUCCGUCUCCGCACAUCCCGGGGGGCCGGGGGGACCGGGGGCCCACAGAGCAGCUUGGAAAGAGCACACCCACCGCUGCACAUUCCCGACCCCCCGACCUGUCCCAUCCUGGGGGUGGCGGCUCCACAGAAAGCCUAAUCCUGCAAAAAAAAAAAAAAAAGAAUGGCCCGACCCUGAGGAAGAGAAGGCUCUGACAAGAGUCCGGUGGGCUGGGCAACCCCAGAAAGCUGAAUCCUGCAAAAAAAAAAAAAGAAUGGCCCAACCCCGAGGAAGGAGAAGGCUCUGAAAACGCUCCAGUGGGCCGGGUUACCCCAUGUCCGGCUCCGGCUCCCCUGGGACCCUCCUCUUGCACCGGACCAAUCUUCUGCCUUCUGCUCCCUUCAGGCCUGGUCUUCCCUUCUGGGGAAAUGCACAACACACAAUGGUUCCUGCCUUUCGGUCUUCACUCCCUAGGGACCGGACUGAGCUCGGCCCUGCCCGGCUUCCGACUCACACCCUUGCGACUCGAGGUCUGGGGACACAGAAGCGGGAGGAGGGAUUGGGGGGGUGUGGACCCGAUGGUCUUUCAUUUCUUCUCCGAGGAUUCCAAGGCUCCUCUCUGGGUGAGGGCAUCAGGGGUCUGCCACCAUCACCCCAUCUCACCUCUCUGUCUGUACCCCUGUGCCCCGGGUCUCCUUGUCUCCAUUACUAAUGAGCAGACCGGGACCCCCAGCUCCACCAGAGACCAGAGGGGAAAGCAGGGGUGAGAAGAACACACGAGCCCGGCCCUGCCUCUCCAUCUGUGGAGUGAAAUCCCGUUGGUCCCAUCAACCCGGAAGCCUGGUGGCUUUGGUUAGAGGCCCAGCCUGGACUGGGCCAUUAACUGGCUCUUUCCUAGGGCUUGGAGAGCACUGGGAGGGUUGGGGCAGGGCAGGCCUGGCUUCCUCUCUCUCCCCGUCCCACCCCCACCCCCGAUCACCCUCUUCGCCUCAUGACGCCAUCUCGUCCGGGGUUGAGGGAAAGCCACUGCCUGAUGCCAGGGUUGCACCUCCAGGACCUGGAGGUAGAGCAGGACCAGGGGGCCUCUUGCUCUCCUGAUUCACAUCCAACCCCCCGUGGGGACCACACGUCCAGGUUGCCAGCGAGCGAUGGGCCUCGCGACAAUGGGUAGGGGGUAUGGAUUGAAGACACCAAAGGGGAGAGGGGUCUAGACUAACUGAUCUAAGGUGCGAGGACCCUCUCUACCUUGUGUGGCACUUCGGCCAGACAGUAAGAGGCAGGCCAGCGGGCUGCGGGUCUCUGCCUAUAGACAGAAGCUCCAUCUCGACAACCUUAAGAAGCUCUCACUAGCCUAGGCCUUCACCGUCUCGAUCCUUCUCUUCAGCCUUCCGGGAGCAGUGCGCGUGGGAGGGAGGUGGCGAGACUUAGCCCGAGGAGGGAUUUCAACAUCAAGGGCUUCCCCAAUGCCAGCGAGGGAAGGGAGGGUUCAAAUCCAUUGUCGUGUAACUUCCAUCCUUGCUGAACGGGGCUAGGAGGCGAGCCUCCUUAGGGGAGAGGGCAAUACCUCUUGAUCCAGUUAGAGCAAUAACCAAUUUUUAAUGUACAAUAAAAAACAAAAAAGCACAGAGAA
This is a messenger RNA of Ornithorhynchus anatinus (platypus), 2409 nucleotides long. RefSeq names its product fibronectin type III domain containing 5 (gene FNDC5). The record is from RefSeq and is a predicted model, not a curated record. The coding region runs from base 63 to 743 and encodes 226 amino acids. The transcript is spliced from 6 exons. Gene Ontology annotation, biological process: positive regulation of brown fat cell differentiation. Gene Ontology annotation, molecular function: protein binding. NCBI's taxonomy places the organism in Eukaryota, Metazoa, Chordata, Mammalia, Monotremata, Ornithorhynchidae.